Molecule: messenger RNA, 2457 nt
Organism: Sorghum bicolor (sorghum)
Lineage: Eukaryota; Viridiplantae; Streptophyta; Magnoliopsida; Poales; Poaceae
Exons: 3
Coding region: 265-2283 (672 amino acids)
Molecular function (GO): calmodulin binding
Source: RefSeq, a predicted model, not a curated record
UCGCCUUCACAGACCCCCCCUCUGCCUCCUUCCUUCCUUUCCCACGCUUUCCAUUUCCUCCAAGGCUCCAACUCAUCACCCAGCGACCUCUCCCUCUCCCUCUCGACCAGCUCCUCCUCCCUUCGGCGUCGUCGUCGUCGGCGGCGGCAAGGGAAGCCAUUUCUUUGGGUCGAUCGUCCUCUGCCUGUCUGCCACCGUCUCUCCUGCAUCUGCGAAAUCUGAAUCUCCAUCAAGGAUCGGCGAGCGAGAGAAUCUGUGCUUCUAAUGACUGAAGAAGUGAUAAAAGAGGCCAUCGUCACCUCCACUCCUGCAUCAGCUGAACCAAAAUGCGGAGACCUCCUGAUAAACUCUCCAGUAAUCAUGGAUGGCAGCGGCGUGACACCUGAUGUCAAGAGGAAGGAGAAGCCGGUGCCGCAUUACCUGAGAGCAUCCACGAGCUCUUGCCAUGACAACUGCAAGUAUGGGAUCAAGCAUUCCUCUGAACCCAAGAAGUAUUGGCCUGUUAGUCGCAAGCAAUUGCGCCGUGCGAGCACUGGGAAUCAGGAACUCGACCGGGUUCAGAUCGUACUACCACAAAAAUACAGACCAACAAAGGAGGACCAGAAGCUCAAGGUUUCUCAUGUGAAAGGUGGUAACAGUACUGCUCCUGCUAAGCCUGAAUUCAUCACUCUGAAAGCACCACUUGAAAGUGUACCUGAUCAUUCUGAAAGCAUUCCCUGCGUGGAAGAUUCAUCAGCUGAAGCAUCUGAACUUGCUGUGGCUGGAACCCUGCCAAUUGUUUCAGAAUGCUUCGUCGUCUCUCAUGAUGAUGUGACAGACUGUGGAGAUGGAGAGUCGUUGGAUGCAGCUGAAAGCAUUGAGCUGGAGAUGCCAUUAGCUAUCCAGGACAUCGAUGAAUCCGACGAACACAUUGAGGAUACCAUUCUGCCUGCUGACAGUGUAUGCGGAGUUGAGGAACAAUCACUUGUGGAUCAUGUGCCUGAUCAAUCAGCAAAUGAGUGUGCAAGUUCAGAUAUCAGGACUCCCCAGACUGUGAUAGCUUCUGAGAAGCAUGAUCAAGCCGGGCUUGGGACUAAAUCAGAGAGUCUGUCUAAGGGGCCUGUGAAACCGAAGGCGAAGGCCACAUCGAGUAUUACGAGAGACAAAGGCUCAAGUCAGAAAAAUGGAAGAACACCUCACCUGACAUCUACCAGUACAGCAGUUGACAGCUCCAGUGGACCAAAGACAGCAAGAAAACCUGCAGAUGUUACUGUUACCACCAAAUUCAGUAACACAGAGAGAAAAUCCAGGCCUACAGUUACAUCAGCUGUGCAAAAAGCUAAGGAGAUCAAAGUACGCUCAGCAUCUAACUCAAAGGAUUCAUCUGGGGAACCAUCUAGGUUGGCAAAGCUAAAGGCUUCGACAAUGAAAACCGCGCCAUCUCCAUCACUUCCUUCAGGGAAACAGACCAACAGAAAGAUGACAGGGAACAAUGUUGGCAAGAAUCCUCAAAUUCUUCCAAAGAAGAGAGAAGAAAAGGUAAAAAUAGGUCCACUGAAACUGUCGAGAUCUUUAAACUUGUCUGGCAAGUCGCUCUCGGGUGUAAAGUUGAGGACAGUCAGAAAAGAGAAAAUUGCUCCCCCAAUCAACAGCAGCAAGAAGGUUUCUGGAACAGAAAAUUCUAGUACUGAUGCCAAGGAGGCUAAACAGAGAAUUCUGAAGACGGCUUCACCAAAACUGCGGAAACUGGAGACUAACAACAAAGAGAUCGGACCUCGCAAAGCUUCCGUUUCUGCAGAAAAAAUCGACACUGCAAGAACUGCCAACGCAAGGAGGGCAAAGCCUGCGCCGGCAACCACCUCGAGCACCGUGGUGCCAGCGCAGCCGCCUCGCAAACUGACGUUCCGGCGGGGCAAGGUACUGAACCCCGACGAGAGCAGCAGCAGCACCCCGAGACGGCUCCGGUUCAGGCCUGCCAUAGCCGCGGCAGACGCGACAGCCAGGAGCAGAGGCAGCAGCAGGGUCGCCAGCCGGAGGAUCGGCAGCGGCGGCGCUGCAGCGAGAGACGCGGGCGCCGAGGUCGUCGUGCUGCGGCGGCGGCAGGACGACGGUAAGGAGACGAAAAAGCAGGAGCCGGGGCUGUUCAACAACGUGAUCGAGGAGACGGCGAGCCGGCUCGUCGCGGAGGCGAGGAAGAGCAAGGUGAAGGCGCUCGUCGGCGCCUUUGAGACCGUCAUCUCGCUGCAGGAAACCAGCAAGGCCGCUGCUGCUCCGGCUAUGGCAGCAGGUGUCGUCGUGCCAUGAGCGAUUCUUGAUCUGCAGUGUGCGUGAUCAUCAUUCUUGGAAUUUCGUACUUGUUUUUUGGUUCCACAAAAGAGAGUUCGUAGUACUUUAAAAAAAAAAGGAAGUUCGUACAGGUUUUGUGUUUGUGCAAGGCUUGGCAUUGUACUACAGAUAAGGCCUUGUUUAGUUCGCAAA